This is a messenger RNA of Daphnia magna, 2701 nucleotides long. RefSeq names its product RAC serine/threonine-protein kinase (gene Akt). The transcript is spliced from 9 exons. Gene Ontology annotation, biological process: protein phosphorylation. The record is from RefSeq and is a predicted model, not a curated record. The coding region runs from base 148 to 1746 and encodes 532 amino acids. Gene Ontology annotation, molecular function: ATP binding; protein serine/threonine kinase activity. Lineage: Eukaryota; Metazoa; Arthropoda; Branchiopoda; Diplostraca; Daphniidae.
CCGCAGUCCGCGGUCCCCGUCCACAUUUUAUCCUGACUGUCCAAUGAGGGAAAGGACGCAAUUGUGAAAACAAUUGGAAAUUCUCUUGUUUGGGGGAGAUUAAUAAUAUUUUGAUGGUUAAACACGUAAAGUUGCGGUAUUGAUAUAAUGGCUGAGUCUGUGGCACCAGCAAAAACUCCUUCUACCAUAAAGGAAGGCUGGCUGCUUAAAAGAGGAGAACACAUAAAAAACUGGCGUCAAAGAUAUUUUGUCCUACUGGAUGAUGGAUCAUUACUAGGAUUCAAGCAUAAACCAGAGCCAAACAUAGGACUUGCUGAACCACUCAACAAUUUUACUGUGAAAGGAUGCCAAAUUAUGAAAGCGGACCGUCCAAAACCAUUCACUUUUCUGAUUCGAGGUCUUCAAUGGACAACUGUCAUUGAAAGGACUUUUCAUGUUGAGUCUGAAAAAGAAAGGGAAGAAUGGAUGGCCGCUAUUGAGCAUGUUGCUGAACGGCUUCACACAGACCCUGAUAGCAAUGAUGUAGAUAUGUCCGCCGUUUCUGAAGAAAACGAUCUAAAGGGCUCCUCAUCACCGUUAUCGCUAUCCAACAAAAUGGUUUCUUCGCCGAUGGAUGCAGGGAAUGAUGAAUUCCAAAUGAAAUUUCUCGUAACCGGAACGUCGAAUAGACCCCAUCAUUCGGGGAAAAAGAAAGUGACUUUAGAAAAUUUUGAGUUCAUCAAAAUGUUGGGCAAAGGCACUUUUGGAAAGGUGAUUCUUUGCCGAGAAAAAGGCACUGGACACUUGUUCGCCAUCAAAAUCUUAAAAAAGGAAGUCAUUAUUGCGAAAGACGAAGUUGCCCACACGCUUACGGAAAACCGCGUAUUGCAAACCACCAACCAUCCUUUUUUGAUUGCAUUAAAAUAUUCCUUCCAAACAGCUGAACGAUUGUGUUUCGUAAUGGAAUAUGUUAACGGAGGUGAACUGUUUUUUCAUCUUUCGCGUGAGCGAAUUUUUUCUGAAGACAGAACGCGGUUUUAUGGAGCGGAAAUUCUUUCGGCGCUAGGUUAUUUACACGAGCAAGGCAUUAUCUAUAGGGACCUUAAGCUGGAAAACUUGUUACUCGACAAAGAUGGACACAUCAAAAUUGCUGACUUUGGACUCUGUAAAGAGGAUAUCACUUAUGGACGGACUACCAAAACCUUUUGUGGAACACCCGAGUACCUUGCCCCCGAAGUCCUUGAAGACAACGACUACGGGAGGGCAGUAGACUGGUGGGGCUUGGGUGUCGUCAUGUACGAGCUCAUGUGUGGUCGUCUUCCGUUUUACGACCGAGAUCACGACGUUCUUUUUGAACGUAUUCUUUUGGAAGAAGUUAGAUACCCUCGAACGAUAUCCCAGGAAGCGAAAGAUCUUCUUGGCGGCCUUUUAGCUAAGGACCCACAUAAGAGAUUAGGAGGCGGCCCGGAAGACUAUAAAGAAAUUACUCAACAUCCAUUUUUCCUACCGAUUUCUUGGACAGAUCUAGUUCAACGAAAGAUUCCGCCACCGUUCAAGCCGCAGGUGGUGAGUGAAACAGACACCCGAUACUUCGAAUCAGAAUUCACAGGUGAAUCUGUGGAAUUGACCCCACCAGAUCCUGGGCCUCUACACAGCAUCAGCGAAGAAGUAGAGCCACCUUGCUAUUUCGAAAAAUUUUCUUACUGCCCGGAAGUUAGCUCCACGUUGGGUUCUAACACCUCGCUGACGCAUACAGCGCUCGGCUAAUUUCCGUUUCGCAUCUUCUCGAAUUCUUCGAUAACAAACUACAGAGCCCAGUUAGGUGUGCAUCACAAAAAGAGCACACUCGCCCUGCCAGUGCCGAGUAUUGAAGCCGGUGUAAAGAGAGCCACAUACAUUGUCUCUUCUCUAGAGUAGACACCGGUCGUUUGCCAGACAAAUAAAAGCAUUUAGUUGAAACAAGAUUUCAUGGGCUAGCUCAGAGACAGUCGCCACACGGUUUUCUUUAUUUUAUGUAAAUCCCUUCCGAUAAACUCCGGUGCAGCUGGCCUUCGAUAGCAUGAAGUCAAUCGACCUUCGGACCUACUAAGUAGUUAUACCAGUAAGAGUGAAGACAUUUCCGUUGAAAAAGAGGGGGAGGGAACAUCUCUAACUACGUCAAGUAAAUCGGUCGUGUUUUAAUAGAAAUCACCCAGUAGUAGUAGAUAGCUCCGUCUUUCCCUCUCUCGGUCCCCAAUCCCUUGUUGACCUUAUUAAUUAUUGCAGAUUAUGUUGGUAUUUUUGUCCUUUUUUUAUUGCUAUUUUGCGAUCUUCGGAACCCACCCAGUGAUCACUUUAUAAAAUGGGAGACUGUUUGCUUUGUUCUUUGUCAUUUUUUUUCCUCGGUUAGUAGGGCCUCCUUCUCCCCUUAAUUUUCUUCCUGCGUAACCCUAUGAAAAGAUCAAAUUGUUCGUUACUUCUUACUCUACGAAUUACAGCUCGUAUGUGGGCUGAUGCCUACUUCAUUCGUUAUCCUACCGCCUAAAAAAAUUGUUUCUCGAAUCCCUUUCUUUUACCGUUGCUUAUCACUGUGAAAUUGCAUAUGUCGUGACUUCUCCUCCUUGUUCGAGUCUCCCAAACUAUGCACCCCAGGUAACGCGUGGGACUUUUGCUGUUGCAAUUUUUGUGUGUAUGCGCCCCCUCCUCCUCUUUUUGCUACUGUAUGAUACACAUUUUCUGGGAA